Messenger RNA from Morone saxatilis (striped sea-bass), 875 nucleotides. Its product is annotated as ornithine decarboxylase antizyme 2-like. The record is from RefSeq and is a predicted model, not a curated record. NCBI's taxonomy places the organism in Eukaryota, Metazoa, Chordata, Actinopteri, Moronidae.
GCAGAGCCAGUUGCUGCUGUGAGUCGACGCGGUGAAGUCUGACCAACCUCUCCCACGAACAGUCGCAUUAGAGAGCCUUACCGCGACAAGGUUUUGUCUUAAAUUACGGAUGGUGAACUUUUCUGUGGAGUUUUUACUGAACAGUAAUUGUUUUAGUUGUCAAAAAGGACCCAAAGACCCGUGUUUCCUCGAAGCUAUCAUGCUGAACACCGAGGAAAGUUCCUGGUUAGCUGGGUCUCGGCUGCCCAGCUCCAUCCCUCAGUCUCCGGGGCCUCUGUGGUGCUCCGAUGCCCCUCACCCACAACUGAAGAUCCCGGGUGGGCGAGGGACUGUCAGGGAUCACUCUCUCGGCGUGCUACUACACAAGGUGACAGUUCUCGACUUCACACAGCAACACAGAGCGCUGUAGUUUAACGUCUGUGAAGCUUCCUGGUAACAUCUGCAUAUGUGAACCUAUAAUGCAACAUACUGCUUAGCAUAAAACAGCAGGGAAGUUGUGGUGAAGUUUUGGUUAGUGAAUUUAAUAGCAAAACUCGGCCACAUUAUUGUCACCUUAACUGCUGUGAUACCAGAAGCACUGGCAGCUUGUGAAUGUGAUAUUUAAACUGGGACUUGAAACGUUAUGAAAAGAGAGCUGGUGAUGAUAUAAGUCUUUGUCCCAGAUUGGUAUUUUUAAAGGCUUUUUAUUUUAAGAUGAAGUAAAUUCUGUAAGAGCUAAAUGGUUUUAAAUGGUUUUAAAUGGCAAUACUGGAAAACAAUACUUGAGGUAAUAAUUGUGUUAAGUGCUUCAUCCCUCAGAGACCACUAAACACAGGAACACCUCACUAAUGAGUUGUACCCUCAUUCUGCAAAUUCCCUUUUUUUUAAAAAAAAAA